CGACGUCACUUCCCGAACAGAACACGGCGGGAAACUGUUGAGAACAUGGCGGUAGUCUCCUUGUCCAAAGGAGCUCUGGAUGCAUACAUUGCUUCUGGGAACGACGUUGUCGAAUUCAAGCUAGUCCGAACCGCCGAAGACCUGGACAAUGACAGUCUUGGCUUCGCCCCCGAGAUGUCACACCAGAUAUUUGGAGAAGGGGAGAAUAUCUUUGGUUACCGAAACCUCAGGGUGAAAAUUUACUACACUGCAUGCAGCCUCAACAUUUAUGUCUCAGUGAAGUAUGCGGAGAAGAUCAGUGUCAAAAAGAGUGACGGUGUUAAGCCAGAUGAUGUGGUAGGAAUGGUCACAGAGAAGCUGCCCCCAGGUUUUUAUAGCAACCUGGAUCAUUUUUCAUCGAUCCUUUCGAAAGAAUCUCAGUUCAAGCCUUUUGGUGUUCUGCAGCAUUCCUUCACUUUCAAGAAAGGCAACCCGGGCUGUCGUACCUUUGAGAUCUACAAGGUAGAUACAAAAGUACCUGGUUUCGUCGACUACCAUGCCAGAAUGCAGACUUUCAUCCUGUGGUAUAUCGACGCUGCAUCGUACAUUGACUCGGAUGAUGAAAGAUGGGAGUAUUUUGUAUUACACGAGAAGAAGAUUAUAGGAGGCGCCACGUACUACCUAUUUGCUGGAUACGCCACCGUGUACCGGUACUACGCCUACCCAGCAAACAUGAGACCCAGAAUAAGUCAAAUGCUAAUCCUUCCACCAUUUCAAAAGCAUGGACUGGGGGCAGAGCUUUUGCAGGCAAUAUACAAUUAUUACCUCAAAGAGCCUAGUGUGGUGGAUGUCACCGUGGAGGAUCCCUCCGAGGCAUUCACUCGGCUGAGGGACUUUGUGGAUGCAAGAAACUGCUUAAAGCUGGCGUCGUACAGUCCAAAAAAGCUGCAUAAAGGUUUUUCAGAAGAAAUGAGGAAAGAAGCACAGGAAAAGCUGAAGCUUAACAAGCGUCAAGCACGAAAAGUCUACGAAAUGCUCCGCCUUCAUGUGACAAACACAAGCAACCCCGGUCAGUAUAAAAUGUACAGGCUGGAAGUCAAGAACAGGUUGAACGCCCCGUAUCAGAGACAAAAGGCAGAUAUGGAGAAGCUGCGUCACGUGAUGUCCGAAGAAGAGUUCCGUACCACCCAGCAGUGUCUGAAUGCGGAAAACCGGUUUGAGCAAUUAGAGACACAAUACCGCGAGGUGGAGCUCGAAUACAGGAGGGUACUUGAGAGGUUGGCCGCUUCAAACCUCAGGUGAUCGCCCGAGUUUGUUGGAAUUAUGUCACAUUGGAGUAUUAUGGAAUGCAGACACACCUUCGUCUUCGUGACAUGCCUGUUGAUAUGCCAAACAGAGAAAAAAAAAGCAUAGCUAUUAUGCUCAAAAAAUGUUACGCGGAGUUAAAGACGAGGGCCUUGUUAAUUUUUCUCUCAGAUGCUAAAUAACAAAACUGUUUCUGGACAUGUUCUUACUAAUACAACGUUACAAAGUUUAAAUGGUCCGUUUUACAAGUUGUUCUUAUAUCUGGCAUUACAUAUUAAAAUUGUAGUUCAGCAGUGCUGUUCCACACCAGAGGUACUAUGAUAGGAAAUUACGACGUUUUCUUUUUUUUUUUUUUUUUAGUGAAGGCUCGUGUCAGACAACUGUGGAUCAAAUAUUUCUGGAAAAUUUAAAUUACUUUGACGUUUUGCUGCUGGUUCAGGAAGCCCUCCAAGUCACACCUACAUAGUGGCAACUACUGUUGUGCCAGUACUUCAUAACCACAAAUUGCAGAUGUGAUCAUACUAGGCAUUUAUGUAUCUCACGUAAACGCCUAAUGCGAUCAGACGCUGCUGUUAAUACAGGCUAACAUCACUUAUUCAUGCGAGGCAUAUUUUAUUUGCUUCCAUUCAGCAUUGAUUGCUUAUGUCAAAGAUUUCUACAAAGGCCCGAGAUUGUCACACAGCCAUUUGUAUCUUUGUGGAAUGACCCUGCUGAGUGUGUGGUAUUUGAUAAGGAAGACAAGGGCCAUCUUUAACAUGCUUUUGUUAUGCAACGAGGCCUUUUAUAUGCUGUUAGCACUUUUAAACAUGUUCAAGCCUUAACAAAAACAGGUUCAUUGUGAACUGUGUCCUUCGGCAAGAGGUUGCUUAUGUUGUAUGUGGGAUGUUUACCACGUCUGCAUAUUGUGGAGAUGAAUUCUGUAAAUUAUGUUGUAUUUGCGAGUUAUUAAAAGUGUGUUGCAAGUGCG
Molecule: messenger RNA, 2251 nt
Organism: Ornithodoros turicata
Lineage: Eukaryota; Metazoa; Arthropoda; Arachnida; Ixodida; Argasidae
Product: histone acetyltransferase type B catalytic subunit-like
Exons: 11
Coding region: 46-1281 (411 amino acids)
Biological process (GO): subtelomeric heterochromatin formation
Cellular component (GO): nucleus
Molecular function (GO): histone H4 acetyltransferase activity; histone binding
Source: RefSeq, a predicted model, not a curated record